AUGUCGACCUCAGCGCCUCCACCAUUAGAUUUGAAUAACAUCCAAGGCGAUAUCUUGGUUGGCAUAGCCAAGAAGACCGAAACUUACUAUUUCUUUCAGAUCGAUUCGUCUCGCGUCAAUGACUUCCGCAAGCAGUUGAGUCAGCUUGUGCCUCUUAUUUACACAUCUGCGAAGUCGCAGGAUGACAAAAAGAAGAUUGCCGACAGGAAGCGGACCGAUGCUGGACUGUUGAAGAUUGGCGGAGUGAAUAUCGUCUUCAGCAGGAAAGGACUGAACCUGCUUGGAAUCAAGGACAAUACUGGCGACACAGCAUUUGAAGCAGGCAUGCUUGCAGGAGCCAAGGACCUGCACGAUAACGGGACGACGACACCAGACAACAAAUUCGAUCCAGACUGGAUCCCAGCUUUCAAGAAGCAAAUUCAUGGCUUGGUUCUAGUAUCUGCCGAUAGUCAUCAAACGGUCGAUGAGUCCCUCCGUAAGGUUGAACAAAUUUUCAAAGUCGGAACACCAAACGCCACAAUUUACCAAGUGCUUCGUCUCGUUGGAGAUGUUCGGCCAGGAAAUGAGGCUGGUCAUGAACACUUUGGCUUCUUGGAUGGCGUGUCUCAACCAGCCGUCGAUGGUGUUGAUAAUCAUCUCCCCGGCCAGGACGUAGUCCGACAAGGCAUCAUCCUUGUAGGCCGUCAAGGUGACGUUACGACCACACGUCCAGCAUGGGCUCUGGACGGAAGCUUCCUUGCCUUCCGAUAUCUUCCACAGCUUGUGCCCGAAUUCAACGCCUUCCUCAAGGCCAACCCCGUACCCGGUGUACUCCCUCCCGACUUCGCAAGCGAUUUAGCUGGGGCUCGCCUUGUUGGACGUUGGAAGAGUGGCGCACCCAUCGACAUUGCUUUUGCAGCUGACAACCCAACCUUGGGAGCCGACAAACAGAAUAACGACCUUUUCCGCUACAACUUCGAUUUUGAUCAAGACAUCCAAAGCCAAGCACGUUGUCCCUUUGCUGCGCACACUCGCAAGACAAACCCGCGUGCCGACCUAGAUCAGUUUGGAGGCACCGAGCUAAAGCGCAUACUACGUCGUGGGAUCCAAUUUGGGCCUGAGCUUACAGCAGAGGAGAUCAGCCUUGGUCGAACACAAAAAGAUAGGGGCCUGCUGUUUGCGGCAUAUCAGAGUAACAUUCCCAACGGAUUCCAAUUCAUCCAGCAAAGCUGGGCCAACAACGUCACCUUUCCUCCUGGUAAGAAAGAUCAAAAGACUGGCGGCACCAUCCAAGCCGGCUUCGACCCAAUCAUCGGCCAAGCAGGUCCCGGGUUGCCAAGGACAAUGAACGGAUUCGACCCUAAGGCUCAAUCCACCAAUCUAAGUCUGACUGCCGAAUGGGUUUUGUCUAAAGGAGGCGAGUACUUCUUCAGCCCGUCGCUUCCAACCCUGAAGAAUGUAUUCGCUUUGCCCGCUGACCAGCGUGAACUGUGA
Bacidia gigantensis is the source of this 1473-nucleotide messenger RNA. RefSeq lists its product as uncharacterized. The record is from RefSeq and is a predicted model, not a curated record. The transcript has 6 exons. Gene Ontology annotation, molecular function: peroxidase activity; heme binding. NCBI's taxonomy places the organism in Eukaryota, Fungi, Ascomycota, Lecanoromycetes, Lecanorales, Ramalinaceae. The coding region runs from base 1 to 1473 and encodes 490 amino acids. Gene Ontology annotation, cellular component: cytosol.